UCCGACUUGAGCAUCGCCAGACGACUUGAGCACCUCUUCUCCAACACGCCACAACUUCAUAUUUGUCCGAGCAAAGCUUCCCUUCACCCUCCUCCAUGGCUACCACGCUCCAGCUUCACAAAUCAGGCCAUCCCUGGUAGAGUUGAGCCCCGACAUCACGGCAUCUCCCAGUUCUUCCGUCGGCUCCUGUUCUGCCAACGAUUUGAAGAUGAGUUUAACUCAAGAAGAAAAGGAUGAUGCCAUAUGGCCUGAUGAAAAAGAGACUUUGUUUUUGACUGUGCUAUAUGAAAGAGUAAAAAAAGAUCCCACUGGGAAUCCAACAUUUAAGGGUCGAGACUGGAAUGAUAUGGAUAAUGAGAUGUUAGUUCGAGGUCGUUAUCAAUAUGGUAGUGACAGGUUACGGGGAAAGGACAAUAGGAUGAAGCUCAUACAUAGACAAUUUGGUCAGUUAUUGGCUCAUACUGGAGUUACAUAUGAUUCUAGUCGGAAUGUGGUUCAUGCCACAGAGGAAUGUUGGCAGAAAUUUUACAAGAUUAACAGGGGCUUUAAGACUUUUAAAAGGAAGGGUUGCAAGAACUAUCCAUUAAUGAAUCUUGUUUUUGGACAAGGGAGUGCAAGUGGAGGACUUGCUACUCCUUCCACCCAAGUACCGACACACUCGGAUGAGGAAAGAAGGAAUGAGGAUAUUUUCUUACAUGGUGAAGGGGGCAUGAGCUCAGAGCGAUCACACUCUAAAGGGAAACACAAAGUUGAGGAAGCGAUGGGAUCAAGCACUAAGGACUGGAAGACUGUUUUGGCUAAUGCGGUCCACGCAUACACGACAACUAUGAGUGAAAAAGAAAAGAGACGUCGGUCUCGAGAUGAAGAUGUUAGCACCACAUCUAUAGGUGCAGCGGCAAAUUUUUCUAUGACCCGAUGCGUUGAAGUCAUAAAUGCCAUGCCGAAUGUGUCAACUCGAGCUUAUAAUGAUUCCAUCGACGCACUAACAGAUGUUGUCCGACGUGAGGCCUUUAUGGCUAUGCCCGCAGACCGACAAUUGGAUUGGGUUAUGCGAUUUGAUUCUAACUAGUUAUAUGUUAGAUUCACUUAAACCGUGUUUGGAUUUCGUAAUCUAUGUUACAUGUUUUAUGUAUGUGAACUUGAACACUUUGUUAGAACAAUAUUUAUGUAUGUUUGUUUGUGGAAUUAUUAAAUGUGGUUGUUACGUAUUAUGUGAUUUUGAGUUUGUAUCGCAUCUGAAGCAUGCAUGUUAUAUGCUAUUGCAGAUACACAAUGUCACAUAAUGGCAGUGGUGAUGAUAUUUCAGACUCUGCAAGUGAUGAAGAUGAUGAGUUCGGGGCCCUACUGUUAAUGGCUACAUGUGUUUUAGUUGACGUUGAAAGAAUUCCAUGUCGAACGUCUAUACUCACAGGUAACGGUUAUAUCGAUGAGUUAAUGACAGGUCAUCCACUAAGAUGCUAUGAAAGUUUUAGGAUGAACCCACACGUAUUCCUGCGUUUAUGUGAAAGGCUUAAGAAUUUGGAUGUUCUACACGAUUCUAGAUAUUUAAGGGCAGAAGAGCAAUUAGGAAUAGGUCUUUUAGUGUUAUGCCAAGGGGCGGGGCAACGUACAUGUGCAGAGCGUUUUCAACAUUCAAUGCGAAUUGUUCACUUAUGUGUGAAGCGUGUGGUGAGAGCACUUGCACGAUUGGGCAAAGAAGUUAUAAAGCCAGUUAAUAGGGGCCCUGUUCAACCGGAAAUUGUAGAAAACCCCAAAUGGUAUCCUUAUUUUGAGGUAUGUGUAAGCGUAAUUACCUUUUUCAUUACUUAGGUUAACUCAUACUAUUAAUGGUGCACACUUUUUUGUAGAAAUGUGUAGGUGCCAUUGAUGGUACUCAUGUAGCAGCCUCAGCACCCGCUUCUAAACAAAAGACGUUUCGCGGUAGACAUGCAACGGUCACGCAAAAUGUCAUGGCAGCUUGUAAUCAUGACAUGUUGUUUACGUAUGUAUACGCGGGCUGGGAGGGAACAGGCAAUGACUCUCGAGUAUUUUUAGAUGCAAUUACAAGAACCGAAAAUGGGCUGCCCAUGCCUCCUGUCGGUUAUUACUAUGUGGUUGAUGCUGGCUAUCCAAAUGUUCCGGGUUUUCUAGCCCCAUACCGUGGAGAGAGUUAUCACUUAAAUGAUUUUCGAGGCCGAGGACGAAUACGCAAUAAGCAAGCUUUAUUUAACUACCGACACUCAUCCGUGCGUAAUGUGAUCGAGAGGUGUUUCGGAGUACUAAAGGAAAUAUUUCCCAUUCUAGACAUAUCACGUGGUUACCCAUUGAGAAGACAAGUUCAAAUUCCCAUAGCUUGUUGCGCAUUGCAUAACUUCAUUCGCAUGCAAGAUAGGAACGAUGAUUUGUUCUUGGAGUACGAGGAAGAUGAUAUGAUAGUUAACACGGAGGCAAGUACAAGUGAGAAUGGAUCACUCGAAUUUGAUAUGUCUCAACAACAACAAAUGCAUGAAGUUCGAGAAAGUAUUGCAAUUGCAAUAUGGGAUGAUUAUAAUGUUUGAGAUGUCGAAGUACAACUGUUGUUCUGAUUAACAUGUCACUUAUUGAACUUUCAGUGUUGGUGAACAUUUAUGUUAUUAUUUUGUUAUUUCAAAUGUCCCUUUAAA
Molecule: messenger RNA, 2642 nt
Organism: Cuscuta epithymum
Lineage: Eukaryota; Viridiplantae; Streptophyta; Magnoliopsida; Solanales; Convolvulaceae
Source: the annotation of a GenBank genome assembly